GGUGCAGGCAGCAAGGAGAUAUAGACCUCAUUAACCUCUGUGUCCAAAUGUCGGCCACCCCGAGGUGCCUCCAGGUUAAGGAUGCCAUCGUGGGAGAGAGCAGCUCGGACCCUCCAGGGGUCGACAUCAGCAGGCAGGACAUAGGUGCGGCAGAAUUCCCGGGACACAAAUCCAUGGCGGUCUAAGCGCUGGGGGUGCCGGGCAGACACCUCGAGCAGGUUGUCCACAGUCCUCACGGUCACCUCAUCUGGGCUCAGUGAGUACUGGGUAUGUGUCACACUGCCAAAUCCCCGAUCACAAGUCUCCAUGAACCAGCGGAGAGCUGGGAUAAUAAAACCCCUGACAUCACCAUUCCAGAAGCUUCACAAGACUGCAUAUAUAAGGAGCUGGCUGUAGCUGCGACUGAAGGAGCUGACCAGCCAGCUGAACCCCUACACUCACCUAGCCACCAUGGACAUCGCCAUCCACCACCCCUGGAUCCGCCGCCCCUUCUUUCCUUUCCACUCGCCCAGCCGCCUCUUCGACCAGUUCUUCGGAGAGCACCUAUUGGAGACUGACCUCUUCCCAACUUCCACUUCCCUGAGCCCUUUCUAUCUUCGGCCACCUUCAUUCCUGCGGGCACCUAGCUGGAUUGACACUGGACUCUCAGAGAUGCGCCUGGAGAAGGACAGGUUCUCUGUCAAUCUGGAUGUGAAGCACUUCUCCCCGGAGGAGCUCAAGGUCAAGGUGUUGGGAGAUGUGAUUGAGGUGCAUGGCAAACACGAAGAACGCCAGGAUGAACAUGGUUUCAUCUCCAGGGAGUUCCACAGGAAAUACCGGAUCCCAGCUGACGUGGACCCUCUCACUAUUACUUCAUCCCUGUCAUCUGAUGGGGUCCUUACUGUGAACGGACCAAGGAAGCAAGCCCCUGGCCCUGAACGCACCAUUCCUAUCACCCGUGAGGAGAAACCGGCUGUCGCCGCGGCCCCCAAGAAGUAGAUGGCUUUUCUCUAACUGCAUUUUUAAAAACGAGACAAGUUCCCCACCAGUGAAUGGAAAUCUUGUGACUAGCGCUGAAGCUUAUUAAUGCUAAGGGCAGGCCCAAAUUAUAAAGCUAAUAAAAUAAUGUUCAGCAACA
This is a messenger RNA of Ochotona curzoniae (black-lipped pika), 1117 nucleotides long. RefSeq names its product crystallin alpha B (gene CRYAB). The record is from RefSeq and is a predicted model, not a curated record. The transcript has 4 exons. Gene Ontology annotation, molecular function: protein folding chaperone; structural constituent of eye lens. The coding region runs from base 451 to 978 and encodes 175 amino acids. NCBI's taxonomy places the organism in Eukaryota, Metazoa, Chordata, Mammalia, Lagomorpha, Ochotonidae. Gene Ontology annotation, biological process: response to heat; protein refolding.